Molecule: messenger RNA, 3070 nt
Organism: Wasmannia auropunctata (little fire ant)
Lineage: Eukaryota; Metazoa; Arthropoda; Insecta; Hymenoptera; Formicidae
Gene: Ir8a
Product: glutamate receptor ionotropic, kainate 2
Exons: 16
Coding region: 104-2800 (898 amino acids)
Biological process (GO): synaptic transmission, glutamatergic; monoatomic ion transport; modulation of chemical synaptic transmission
Cellular component (GO): postsynaptic membrane; plasma membrane
Molecular function (GO): glutamate-gated receptor activity; transmitter-gated monoatomic ion channel activity involved in regulation of postsynaptic membrane potential
Source: RefSeq, a predicted model, not a curated record
UAUUGCGCCAUGUCGUUCAUAUCAUAUUGUUCUGGCACCUGCCGCCCGAAACGAGACUAAAGAGUAUCCCUCGUUCGUUUGUGCGAUUUUAAUCAACUUCGCUAUGUCAACGAGAACGUCGUCCGUAUUGAUUCUCACUUUCUUCCUGCCAUUUGUGCUUUGUCAAACGGCAAUGGAUUUGGUGGUCGUGAUAGAGGAAUCCGAUUCGUCUAUUUUGAGUAUAUUAAACGAUGCGGUCCCAGAGGCAGAACGGAAUUUUGCUAACGAUAUUAUCACCGUUCACAUUUCCACCGUUACAGUAGAUCGCGAGAACGUAGACGCAAGUUUCGAGAAAGUCUGUGCCGUUCUAUAUAAAGGGAUAAGUAUCAUAUUGGAUAUGACGUGGACUGGUUGGGACAGGCUACGAAAUGUCGCGGACGAAAGAGGAAUAAUAUAUAAACGUGGCGACUGUAGUAUAAGUCCGUACAUUCAGGCGAUUGAUGAUCUUUUGAUUAUGAAAAACGCAACGGACGUCGGUUUGAUCUUUGAAGACGAAAGAGAACUAAAUCAGAGCCUUUAUUAUCUUAUCGGAAAUUCGAUAAUUAGACUGGUGGUCAUCGAUGAAUUGACAGAAAGAACUGUAAUGAAAAUACGAAGUAUGCGACCGUCACCAUCUUACUACGUUAUCUAUGCUAGUACAGCAAAAAUGGAUGAACUGUUUAAAACGGCCAUUGGAGGAGGACUCGUUAAAAGAGAGGGUAUUUGGAAUUUAGUAUUUACAGACAAUAAUUAUCAAGAUUCUCGAUAUAUUAAGGGUGAAGUCCAAUUAAACGUUUCAUUCACCGUUCUCACUAUGAAGACUGACAUUUGUUGUCGUUUAAUGGGCGACGCGUCCUGCACCUGCCCUGCAAAUUUUAAGAUAUUUCCAUAUUACUUCAAACGUUUGAUCGGCUUGAUUGUAAGUUUGAUGGUCGACGUUCAAAAGGAUGGUGCAAGCGUAGCUCCAAAAACAGGUCAGUGUGAUAAACCCGUUAAUGCCACUUCAGCUUCGAACGCUACAGUGGAGAGAUUCAACUCUUUUUUAAUGAAAAGGUUGGACAGCAACGACACUUUCGAAUAUUGGUCGGAGAAGUCGAUGAUCACUUACAAGGCGGAGAUCGAGUUACAAGUGGUCAAUCGCGGCUUUCCAGAUAUGCUCGCAACUUGGACGAGACGUACAAAAAUUAAAGAAGCCGACGGGAAGAAAAUAGAACCAGCCAGGCGAUUCUUCCGGAUUGGAACGGCACCGGCGGUUCCAUGGUCUGUAACUAAAAAGGACCCAGUGACCGGCCAAGAAAUACGUAAUGAGGACGGAAAGGCAAUCUGGGAAGGUUAUUGUAUAGAUUUUGUGCAAAAAUUAUCCGAGGAGAUGCAGUUCGAUUACGAUCUUGUUAUUCCCGAAGAUGCUGAGUUUGGGAAAAAAUUGCCUAAUGGUGAAUGGACCGGUCUGAUAGGUGAUCUGGCUAGAGGAGAAACUGAUAUUGCUGUAGCAGCAUUAACAAUGACAUCGGAACGAGAAGAAGUCAUCGAUUUCGUUGCACCCUAUUUCGAACAAUCCGGUAUACUAAUCGUAAUGAGAAAGCCAGUCCGUAAAGCAUCCUUAUUUAAAUUCAUGACGGUACUGAGGCUUGAAGUCUGGCUCAGUAUCGUGGGAGCGUUAACUUUGACGGGUAUUAUGAUUUGGAUAUUAGACAAAUAUUCACCAUACAGUGCAAGAAACAAUAAAAGACUUUACCCCUAUCCUUGUCGAGAAUUCACAUUGAAAGAGAGCUUUUGGUUCGCAUUGACAUCUUUUACGCCACAGGGUGGCGGCGAAGCUCCGAAAGCGUUAUCGAGCAGGACUCUGGUUGCAGCUUAUUGGCUAUUCGUAGUACUGAUGCUCGCGACUUUUACCGCAAAUUUAGCUGCUUUCCUUACUGUCGAAAGAAUGCAGUCACCUGUGCAAUCAUUGGAGCAAUUGGCAAGGCAAUCGCGCAUAAAUUAUACCGUUCUGGCUAAUUCUAGUGCUCAUCAGUAUUUCAGAAACAUGAAAAAUGCCGAGGAUAAGCUUUAUACAGUAUGGAAAGAAAUUACGCUAAAUAGCACCAGCGAUCAAGUCGAAUACCGUGUCUGGGAUUAUCCCAUAAAGGAACAAUAUGGUCAUAUUCUGCAAGCCAUUACUCAAGUCGGACCGGUCAAGACUACCGAAGAAGGUUUCAGGAAGGUGAUAGAAAGUGAAAAUGCCGAGUUUGCGUUCAUUCAUGAUUCGUCGGAGAUAAAGUACGAAGUAACAAGAAAUUGCAAUUUAACGGAAGUGGGCGAAGUGUUUGCCGAGCAACCGUACGCUAUUGCCGUGCAGCAAGGCAGUCAUUUGCAGGAGGAAAUAAGCAGAAAGAUACUCGAUUUACAGAAAGAUAGAUAUUUCGAGACAUUAGCAGCCAAGUAUUGGAAUCAGACUUUGAAAACCCUAUGUCCGAAUUCCGAUGACAAUGAGGGAAUUACGUUAGAGAGCUUGGGAGGAGUAUUUAUUGCGACCUUGUUUGGACUAGCAUUGGCGAUGCUCACGUUGGCCGGUGAGGUACUUUAUUAUCGUAAACGCGGCAUGUCUCAGAAAGGAAAGCAGAACGACAAAAGGACGAUUAAAGAGGUUGAGAACGACAAGAUCAUCAUGCAGAAAAUCGCAUCGAAACUUCGAAUGAAGCCCGCGCCUACUGACGCAGUUUUUAGCAAACAACUUGGUCAUCACACGCCGCGUGUUUCACACAUUUCUGUUUAUCCGCGACAUUUUCCUUUUAAAGAGUAAACCCGAAUUUUCAACGAUAAUCCUUCAAUCGUAUUACGGACUCGCAAAUCAAUUCUCGAUUAAUUCCUGUGUAUUUUUCAAAGUUUUUUCUCUUUUUCAAUCACUUUUAAUGUUUAGAAUUUAUCACAAAGGUCAAUAUGUAGAGUUUAAGGUGAAUUAAUCGCAUUAUGGUUGUGUAUUUGUGUAUUUGUCAAAAGUUAGUCUUGUUCGGACAAUAUUGUUUUGUUAUAAGAGCAUUAUUAAUUAAUAAAAUAUUGUGCAAAAUUAAAA